AUGGCCCUGAGCUCCUGGUCCCCAGAGCUGGGGUUCAGCGGGAAGGUGCUGCUGCAGGCAGCAGCCGUCUCCACCGGCCCCUCCCUGGAGUUAUGCACCUUCCCCUCCUCCCUGGGCUCCUCGGUCGCGACCGCUGCGCUGGAGCAGCUCUUUGUUGUGGAACAAUCACUGCAAAGUGACUAUUUUAAAUGCAACGAAGAAGCUAGGACCUUUCUUAAGGACAUUGCUAUCGCUGUUAAGAAAUUGGAAGAAAUGAGAAAAGCCACAAUUGAUCUCCUGGAAAUUGAAAGCAUGGAACUCAGCAGACUAUAUUUCCUACUGGAAACUCUUCCCAAUAGCAUUGGCAGAGAAUUGGAAGAAUGUGUCAGAGAUGCCCGCAGAUUAAAUCUUUUUGAGAUAAAUCAAUUACAAAUGGACGUUACAAGGAUGAAUAAUGAAAUAGAGUUCCUGAAGAAGAAAAUACUUGAUCUGAAAACAAUUAAUGAAAUUCUAGGUGAACAGCAAGAGGAGCUGGCAAGGAGGCACGAAAAGUUGGUGCUGUCACUCAACCACACGAUGGAAGAAAAAGCUGCUGUCACUGUUUACAUCAAUGAGACUUACACCAAAAUAAGCUCGGAGAAAAAAGAGUUAGAAUUCCAAAACCAACGUCUCAAAGAAAUACAGGAACAAAUGGAAAAAGAAAAAGCGAAAUAUUUGACAAGAAAACAAAAAUUGAAUCAAGAGAUUGAGGAAUAUAAAAAACUCUGUGAAUUGAAGAGAAAGGAUACUUAUCAAAAGAAGAAAGAAUUGGAUACAUUAAAACUUAAAGUGUCAAAAAUGAGAGAAACAGUUAGUACCAGGACAGUGGUUCUUAGUGAUCACAAUUUAGAGAUAGCACAACUACAAGAAUCAAUAAGGCAUUGGGAACAAGAGAUUGAAGAAAUGAAGAAAUCCUGUAAGAUCCUGGAGGAUAAAAUGCAUUUUUUUAUGAAUAACAAGGAAAAACUGGAAGAUUCAUCUAGUGUUGAAAAAGAUGAAAUUUUGCAGAAGAUAAAGCAGAUGGCUGAAAAACUACACAAAAAUCAUUUAGAAAGCAAAGAUCUACAGGAGAAAUUGCAUACUCUUACCAGACAAUAUAAGAUUGUCUUAAGUGAGGAGGAGAAAGUUUUUAUACAGAAACAGAACACUUAUAAUGAGAAUCAGAAACAAAUGGCAUUUAUUAGUCGGAAAGAAAACUUCCUAUCGCAAAGAAAAGUAGACAUCAAAAAUAUGGAGGAAGGACUUGUCACACUCCAGGAACUUCAUCAAGCAACAAAGGAAGUAUAUCGGAGACAAAUAAAAAUCCUGAAUGACAACCGGGAAAGAGAAAGUCAGAGACGCGUCAUAACUCAGUGGAAAAUUGCUUGUUCACGAAAAAAACAUGCAUGUUUGAAAAAGAAGCUGGAGUCUGAAGUACAAGAAAUUUUAGAUGAAGUACAGACUGCUGAAUCUAGAUGCAUCAAACUAUUGCAAGAGACCAAUUUUAGACAAAAAGAGAUCACUGAGUUUUUGGCAGAGACUGAAAAACUUACAUUAGAAUUAAAACAAGUGGAGGAAGAAUUUAUUGUCAAAGAAAAAAAGUUAGUUCAAGAGUUGAGCAAGUAUGAGCUAAGAUUCGCUAGGGAAACGCAAAGUAACAGAGUAAAGGAAGAUGAACUAGUCGAGCGUCUUCCACAACUUCAAGUGGCAGAAGAAGAAUAUAUGAGCAAAGCUGGAAAACUGGAAGAGCUCAUUCAUGUUAUUACAGCACAAAAGCAGGAGCAGAAUUUACUGAACGAUUACACUUCUCAAAUGGCAAGAGACUUUUCAAGAUUUUUCAGCAACUCGGAAAAAGUGAAGAAAGAACUCAAAUACUUACGAGACCAAGAAAGCCAUAAGAUCAAAAGCCAUUUUGAAACUCUCAAGAACUUAGAAAAUGAAAUCUAUGUACAUGACUUAAAAGUAGAUGCUUUGCUCCUGGAAAAUGAAAAAUUAAGAAAAUAUAUUGCAUACAUGAAGAACAACAUAGAGCUAUACAAAAAAAGAGAAGAAGACCUCAAGUGCGCGUCAGGUGACCUGUGUUGGCAACUGACAGCUCAUCAGAGGAAGUAUUUGGAUUUGUGGGCUGAAUUUCAGACUACAGUUAAGGAACUGGUAAACAGUGGUGGUGAGACUUUGCAAGGAAUAAAAAAGCUAACAGAGAGGCUGCAGGAAAGGGAUGAAAACAUUGAGCGUAUCAGCAUUUGGCUACAAGGGAAUCUUGAAGAGCUGCGUUUUCUUAUGGAACAGGAAUUGAAAACGGACCUCCAUAAAAAGAAGAAACACAUUCAUAUCAAAAAAGUCCACCCCCCCGUGGUUGAAUGUACCAUGAAAAACGCAUUAGCAGAGAAAAAAUAACAUAAUAACUUCAAAGAUACAACUGCUGUGAAUUCAAAAGGCACAAAGUGAGUGCACUUUCUUUCAGAUUUUGCAAUGGUCAGUGAAAGUUUUGAGAUUAACAAGCCUGCAUAAUCCCCACUAAACAGCAGAAUUGGUAAAUAAUCUGACCAUGUUUAUCCAUUUGUGGUGUUUAGAAGGUUAUCAGGUUAAGUGCUAAACCUUAUUUUGGUUCCACAUGAAUCUCUUAAAGGCUUCAGAGCAUAAAAUUCACAGCACACCUAUCAACAACCACAGGAAAACUAUUUAUGUAUUGUAUAUAUUCCGUAUUUCGUUAAAUCUAAGAAGGCAUCAAUUCUGAGAUGCAUCCUAAUUCAGAGAUGUCACAUGUGAAAAAGUUUCAGGAUCAAUAAAAUAUGGCCUUGGUAUACAGCCUUUAAGAAGGAGGGACUAUGUGAAUACAUGUAUUUAUUCAUUUGGGAAAGGAAUACUCCUCUUACUAGUUUGAAUUAUUUCCACAAUUCAUGUGGCAAAAUACAAUUAAUGUCAGAACAUCUGAGAUUUUUUUUGUAAACAUUUUAUUGUUUUUCUUAACAGAAACAACCAGAAGAUGUUUUCAACCAAACCACCUAUAAACAAAAAACCUGUUAUAUAAAUUAUGCUCUAGUUUUAUAAUCAAAAUACUGUAUUGGUAAAAAUAAA
Lynx canadensis (Canada lynx) is the source of this 3075-nucleotide messenger RNA. It is a transcript of the gene CCDC175, whose product is annotated as coiled-coil domain containing 175. NCBI's taxonomy places the organism in Eukaryota, Metazoa, Chordata, Mammalia, Carnivora, Felidae. The coding region runs from base 1 to 2394 and encodes 797 amino acids. The record is from RefSeq and is a predicted model, not a curated record. The transcript is spliced from 20 exons.